CAAACAGACGCCAUUGAAUUCUGUGGAGAGAUUGUUAGCAGACCGAAACAUACAAGAUGGAGGAGGAAGUAGCCACUGGAAGUGACAAUAUUGUCACUGAAUUCAGCACUUAUGAAGAUUUUUUAGAUUCACAGAUCAAUUCUAUGGAUGUCUACUACUUAGAAGAUCAAGAACUUGCUAGACAACUUGUUGAACUUGGCUACAGAGGUAGUGGAGAAGUUUUGAAACGUGAAGAAUUUGAAGCCAGGAAACAGGCAGCAGAGGCUAGUAGGCUGUCAAAGCGAAGUCAGCAAAAAAAACUUGCUAGUGAUGAGAAAGUUAUCAACGACCCUCUUUUGGCAGCUCUCGCUGCUAGAGAAGCAGGCAACAGGAAUGGAAAAAUGACAUCUAUCGUCUUCAUUCGAGACCGGAACCCGAGGGGCCAGGAGAUAUCAGGCUACAUCGACUAUGCCUACAGGCUCAAGACUGAAGACUUUGAGCCAUAUUUCAGCUCUAAAAAGAGGCUUUUACCUAGACCUUCAGAUCUAAGCUUUUACAACUGGGAAACAGCCACCUCAACCUCGAACCCAACUCCCAACUAUCAAGUGAUAGCAGAAAAUGCAUCUGGCUUACUCUUCAAGAACAAACGAGACAGGAAAAUUAUCAAUGUCGACCCAAAGGCUCCCAAUCCAGGUGACAACUCAGAGCGGCAUGUGAUCAACACAAAUAAGUACAUUCAAGUUGUCAUUUAUGACCACAUCAACCGCAGAAAAACAUAGAACAUUUUCAGAUUUGACUUACAUUGUUGUACAGAGGCUAAUUAUCCUCCAACUUAACAGAGGCAGAAAAGGCAGAGAAGAUAGUUCAUAAAGUAUUUCAAUCUUUGGGCAUGUGCCAUUGUUUUCUGAGUUUAACUAAAAGCAGAAGUCUCAUGAUGGAAUCAUAUUUUCCGAGUUGCAUAGGCUAUAACUCAGAUUGCAUAGUUUCAUGAUUGGGCAUGUUGACUACCCGUGAUGUCCAACUAGACAAAAGCACCAUCAGAGAUGUCAGUUUUAUAUAUGAACAAAGGCAGACCGAACUCAUCAACACUUCAUUUUUUUAAAUUACCACCAUUAUCAGAUUAGUCGUGCUUGUUUUUAGUGGACUUCACUAUAAGGCCUAUGUACAUCCAAAGGGAAGGGGGGAGGCAGAGAGAGAGAGAGAGAGAGAGAGAGAGAGAGAGAGAGAGAGAGAGAGAGAGAGAGACAAA
Molecule: messenger RNA, 1228 nt
Organism: Aplysia californica (California sea hare)
Lineage: Eukaryota; Metazoa; Mollusca; Gastropoda; Aplysiida; Aplysiidae
Product: cilia- and flagella-associated protein 299
Exons: 6
Coding region: 57-758 (233 amino acids)
Source: RefSeq, a predicted model, not a curated record